UAAGAUCCUAAAUGUACCAAUGUCUUCCCAACUUGCUGCAAACCAUUGGAACCAACAGCAAGCUGAACAGGAGGAGAGAAUGAGGAUGAAAAAGCUCACUUUGGAUAUCAAUGAACGGCAAGAACAAGAGGACUACCAGGAAAUGUUGCAGUCUCUGGCACAGCGUCCAGCUCCAGCAAAUACUAAUCGUGAACGGCGGCCUCGUUACCAGCAUCCGAAGGGAGCACCUAAUGCAGAUCUAAUCUUUAAAACUGGUGGGAGGAGACGUUGAUCCAGCAGCAAGUGUCAUUUCAUUAGGUCCUGUAUCUCUGAUGUUGUGGAUAGUGGAGUCCUCCAGCGAUUAAAUGAGAGCAGUGGACACAUCUCAGCAUGUCAGUCUAGAGCGUUCAGAAUCGAAACCUGGGACAGGCUGGGGCCGUGGGGCAGAAACAACAGCCUCCUCUCUUCCCCCCCAACCCCACACAGAACAAGUGGAAGCUUCCAGUCAUGGCCUACAAAAAAAAAAAAAAAAGCUUUUUGUUAUGGGAACUGCGUUGAGGGUUAAUUUUCUCAUAAGAGCAGAAGUAAAUGAAUCAGAUGGUUAACUUGACCAGUGAGCAGCUCGGUGAAAGUAAAGAUCAACCUGAAAUUCAGAUGGAUUACACUGGAAUGGAAAAGGUCUUUGACAGCUCAGUAUGUGGGAGAACAAAGUUCUAAACUUGACGCAAGUUACUUUAUCUCCGAAUCGAGCACUUUGCGUUGGAAGGAUAUUCUUUGGGGGCUGUAAAUCUACAGUAGAAAAAUGUAGAGCAAAUGGUGAAAUCUGAAAGAAA
Messenger RNA from Fulmarus glacialis (Northern fulmar), 812 nucleotides. RefSeq names its product regulator of nonsense transcripts 2-like. The transcript has 3 exons. Lineage: Eukaryota; Metazoa; Chordata; Aves; Procellariiformes; Procellariidae. The record is from RefSeq and is a predicted model, not a curated record. The coding region runs from base 20 to 271 and encodes 83 amino acids.